This is a messenger RNA of Perognathus longimembris pacificus (Pacific pocket mouse), 796 nucleotides long. RefSeq names its product non-histone chromosomal protein HMG-14-like. Bases 1 to 336 code for a protein of 111 amino acids. Gene Ontology annotation, molecular function: nucleosomal DNA binding. The record is from RefSeq and is a predicted model, not a curated record. Gene Ontology annotation, cellular component: nucleus; chromatin. Gene Ontology annotation, biological process: chromatin organization. The transcript has 2 exons. Lineage: Eukaryota; Metazoa; Chordata; Mammalia; Rodentia; Heteromyidae.
AUGCCUGACAGACAGCUUCGAACGCGACCCCCGCCCAAGAGGAAGGUCAGCCCGGCGGAGGGGGCGGCGAAGGACGAGCCCAAGAGGAGGUCGGCCCGCUUGUUGGCGAAGCCCGCUCCCGCCAAGGUGGAACCCAAGCCCAAAAAGCCCGCAGGAAAGGAUAAAGCUUUGGACAAGAAAGUGCAAACAAAAGGAAAAAGAGGAGCCAAGGGCAAACAGGCCAAGGUGACCAGCCAGGACACGAAAGAAGACUUGCCUGCGGAAAAUGGGGAGACCAAGAACGAGGAGAGUGCAGUCUCUGACGAAGCCGAAGAGAAGGAAUCCAAGUCUGACUAACCAUACAGCAAGUCUUACUGCUGGUCCCUGUCUCCUGUCUUGUACAAUCCAGAGGAAUAUUUUUAUCAACUAUUUUGUAAAUGCAAGUUUUUUAGUAGCUCUAGAAACAUUUUUAAAAAGGAGGGAAUCCCACCUCAUCCCAUUUUUUAAGUGUAAAUGAUUUUUUUUAAGAAGUGAAAUCAUUUGCUGGUUGUUUAUUUUUUGGUACAACCAGAAAACAGUGGGCUAUUAAAUUAUGGGAGGCCUCGGCUGUCUUCGGUCCCGGCUUAACAUAACAUUCCAUAGGUGGGGGGUUAGUUUUCUAUCCUGCAAUACAAAGCAUUAGUAAAUGGCAAUUUUGGAGUCGCAGUUGUGCAUUUCAUGUCUUGAAUAUUUGAAAUUCUAGUCCCGUGUUGUUUUCUGGUAGAACUGUUUUCCUGAAGAAAACCACUCCUUGAUCCUUCCUGUCAGAACUGUGUGC